Molecule: messenger RNA, 3047 nt
Organism: Pseudovirgaria hyperparasitica
Lineage: Eukaryota; Fungi; Ascomycota; Dothideomycetes; Acrospermales; Acrospermaceae
Product: putative alpha-glucosidase
Exons: 3
Coding region: 174-3026 (950 amino acids)
Biological process (GO): carbohydrate metabolic process
Molecular function (GO): carbohydrate binding; hydrolase activity, hydrolyzing O-glycosyl compounds
Source: RefSeq, a predicted model, not a curated record
GCAACUGCUUGCUUCAACCUAUUGACUGCUUUGAUGUCCAUGUAUAUAACUAAUAGUCCAGUGUAACCUUCACUCCUAAGUGGGUCGUCUCGCCGGAAUUGUCUGGGUAUAUACUUCCCCGUCAUGUCCUCCCAGCAGACCUUCCACAGCUCUCCUCAAUCGCUCGACCUAAGAUGGCUCAGUUAGCUUUGCUGAUUGUGUGUCUCACAGCUUCAGUUGCUGCCGCUCCGUAUGCGGGUGCUACAAAGUUAGAGCGCAGACAGUCGUUGGAAAGUUGUCCAGGUUACACUGCCUCAAAUGUCCUGUCAAGUCCCAAUUCAUUGACUGCCGAGCUCUCUCUUUCUGGAGACGCCUGCAAUGUGUACGGCACUGAUAUUGAUUCCUUGCUACUUACUGUUACGUAUGAGACAGACAAACGGCUACAUGUCCUGAUUGAGGACGCUUCACAUGAAAUUUAUCGUGUUCCGGAAUCUGUAUUGCCGCGACCAGUUUCUCAAAACUCGACUGUGGACGAGUCAGAUCUCGAGUUCAGCUAUGGAGAGUCUCCUUUUACUUUCACUGUGAAGAGAAAGUCCACGGGAGAGGCCCUUUUCGACUCGUCGGCAGCACCUUUGGUGUUUGAAGAUCAGUACCUACGUUUGAGAACGGCUUUGCCAGAAGACCCUAAUUUGUACGGACUUGGCGAGCAUUCUGACAGUUUCCGUCUUAACACCACAAAUUACACUCGUACUAUGUGGUCGAGAGAUGCCUUUGGCAUUCCAGAAGGAUCGAAUCUUUACGGGAACCACCCAAUCUAUUUUGAUCAUCGUGAGAGUGGAUCUCAUGGUGUCUUUCUGCUGUCCAGCGCUGGCAUGGAUAUCAAGAUCAACAAUACUCAAGCAGAGGGUCAAUACCUUGAGUAUAACACCCUUGGUGGUGUUAUCGAUCUCUACUUCUUGGCUGGAGACACUCCAUUGGACGUGUCGAAGCAAUACGCAGAGCUCGUAGGUCUCCCAGCCAUGAACUCGUAUUGGAGUCUUGGCUUUCACAACUGUCGCUACGGCUACCGUGACUUUUAUGCUGUUGCAGAGACUAUCGCGAAUUAUAGUAGUGCAGGUAUCCCGCUGGAAACACAAUGGACUGACAUCGACUAUAUGUACGAGCGUUGGAUCUUCACUGUUGAUCCGACCCGCUUCGAAAUUGCUCGUGUUCGAGACAUUGUUGACUACCUCCACGAGCAUGAUCAGCACUACAUUGUCAUGGUAGAUCCUGCUGUGGCCUACAAUGACUUUGGCAACUAUUCUACCCUCAGUCGUGGCAUCGACCAAGAUGUCUUCAUGAAGUAUGACAAUGGUACGAUUUUCACUGGUGUUGUAUGGCCUGGUCCUACUGUAUUCCCUGAUUGGUUCCACCCAAACACGCAAGCCUUUUGGAGCAAUGAAUUUGCUCAGUUCUUCGACCCUGGAGAUGGGAUCGAUAUCGACGGACUCUGGAUUGACAUGAACGAAGCUGCCAACUUCUGCCCAUUCCCUUGCUUAGAUCCAGUUGGGUAUAGCGAGAACAACCGUUUCCCGCCUCAGAGACCUUUCCUGAGAUCUCAGCCUCGCGAGAUCCCCGGUUUUCCGGCCGAAUUCCAACCCGGCGCUCAGGACUAUCCGCCAGACAGCUUACCUUACAACGAUCCGAAUCUUGCGCCUCCUGCAAGUCCUAACUCCGGUCCAAACAACAAGCGCCAAGCGUCCGAGAUUCCAGGUCAAUCAUUCAGUGCAGAAUUGACUACUCCAGUUGGCGUGGAAGGGCGCAAUCUGCUCGCACCUCCAUAUCGUAUCAAUAAUGCAAACACCUUCCAGGAUAUUGGUGGUAAUAGUAAUCAAACAAUUCGGACAGACCUUCACCAUUAUCAUGGGCUGGCUGAUCUUGAUGUUCACAAUCUGUAUGGAACAAUGAUGUCUGAAGCAUCGCGAGGAGCUAUGAUCGACCGUCGUCCUAAGCUGCGACCCUUGGUUAUAACGCGAAGCACUUUUGCUGGUGCCGGUCGUAAGACGGGCAAGUGGCUAGGAGAUAAUCUCUCAAUAUGGGAUCAUUAUCGGAACCAGAUCCAGGGUAUGCUUGACUUUAGUGCCAUAUACCAGGUCCCCAUGGUAGGCUCUGAUGUCUGUGGCUUUGGUCAAAACACGACUGAGACGCUUUGUGCUCGUUGGGCAAUGUUGGGAGCUUUCAAUCCUUUUUACCGCAACCACAACCAGGACAGCGCCCUGCCACAGGAAUUCUACAUCUGGCCAUCCGUCACUGCUGCCGCGAAGAAAGCCAUUGAUAUCCGCUACCGCUUGUUGGACUACUUCUACACUGCCUUGUACGAGCAAACUCUUGACGGAACACCCUCUCUAAACCCUCUUUUCUUCAAGUACCCAACGGAUUCUGAGACCUUUGGUAACGCUUUACAGUUUUUCUACGGCCCCAGCAUUCUUGUCAGUCCAGUCACGGAAGAGAACUCGACCAGCGUCUCGAUCUACAUACCCAAAGAUACUCUAUAUGAUUUCUACACAUAUGAGAAGGUUGACGGCCAGGGUGAGUGGGUCAAUCUGACCGAUGUAGCCUUCGAUCACAUCCCACUUCACAUCAAGGGUGGUUCCAUCAUCCCCUUCCGCAGUGAAAGCGCCAUGACUACCACAGAAGUACGUACUAAGCCUUUCGACGUCGUCAUUGCCCCUGGCUCGGACGGGAAUGCAUCUGGCUCGCUAUACCUGGACGACGGUGUCUCCAUUGAGCAGGAGCAUGGUUGGACGUACCUCAAAUUCUCAUACAACAGCAAUGAAUUGCACAUCACCGGCGGAUUCGGUUAUCAAGAAGAGGGCAACAAGAUCGCCAAGUUCACUGUUCUGGGCGUCGAGUCCGCGCCGGCAGUCGUUACUGUCAGCAAGAAGGGCGAGUACAAUCUCCAGUCGAGUGGUGGAUCUGGUUGUUAUACAUUCGACGCGGGCAGGAACGUACUAACCAUUACGGCGGAAAUUCCGUUGGAUGCCAAUACCACAAUUUCGUGGCACUGAGUAUAGUGUAUAAACAACUCA